This is a messenger RNA of Lagopus leucura (white-tailed ptarmigan), 1221 nucleotides long. Its product is annotated as calcium/calmodulin-dependent 3',5'-cyclic nucleotide phosphodiesterase 1B-like. The annotation marks the transcript as partial. Gene Ontology annotation, biological process: signal transduction. Gene Ontology annotation, molecular function: 3',5'-cyclic-nucleotide phosphodiesterase activity. The transcript has 5 exons. Lineage: Eukaryota; Metazoa; Chordata; Aves; Galliformes; Phasianidae. The record is from RefSeq and is a predicted model, not a curated record.
GUGCAGGGAGUUGGGGUGCAGAGUUUUAGGGGUUCAGGGUUCCGGUGGUGCAAAGUUUUAGGGAUGUGGGGUUUGGAGGUGUGGGGUUUUGGGGAUGCAGGGUGCUCCAGCUCAGCCCUUGCUCCCAGUACUCAGCGCUGGGUGCCCCCAGGCCCCCCCUCCUGUCCCCCCACCUCGUCCCAUCCACGUCCCCUCUCACUGCCCCACUCGGUGCAGUGCUGGGGGUCACAGCGGGGCUCCAGCUGCCACCCCACCCCGCUCAGGCUCCGCUACAUGGUGAAGCAGCUGGAGACGGGAGAGGUGAACGUGGAGGAGCUGAAGAGGAACCUGGAGUACACAGCAUCGCUGCUGGAGGCCGUCUACAUCGAUGAGACCAGGCAGAUGCUGGACACGGAGGAUGAGCUGAGGGAGAUGCGGUCGGACGCGGUGCCCUCGGAGGUGCGGGACUGGCUGGCCGCCACCUUCACCCAGCAGGCGCGCGCCAAAGGGCGGCGGGCGGAGGAGAAACCCAAAUUCCGCAGCAUUGUGCACGCAGUGCAGGCCGGAAUCUUCGUGGAGAGGAUGUUCCGCCGGUCGUACACAGCCGUGGGGCCCAGCUACUCCAACUCUGUCCUCAACUGCCUGAAGAGCCUCGACCUGUGGUGUUUCGACGUCUUCGCCCUGCACCGUGUGACGGAGGAGCACUCCCUGCGCACCAUCGUCUACGAGCUCUUCACCCGACACAACCUCAACAGCCGCUUCAAGAUCCCCGCCGUGUUCCUCACCUCGCUGCUGGACGCGCUGGAGGUUGGCUAUGGGAAGUACCGCAACCCCUACCACAACCAGGCGCACGCUGCUGAUGUCACCCAGACCGUCCACUGCUUCCUGCUCCGCACUGGCAUGCUGGUAUGGGGACAGCGUGGGGACAACAAAGGGACGGGGGUUCCCUGGGCUUUUCUGGUCCAGGGAUGCUUGUUGUCACAGAAGCAGCACUGCCGAGCGACUCAUUUGUCACCAUGGAAAUGCUGUGAGGAUGCAGGGGGUCGGGGUCACCCCCAUUUGAGGGGGCAGGAGGGGGCACCUCGUGCUGUCACCCCCACUUGGUUGUCGCAUGCACUUUGUGGGGUCACACACUGCCGUGGGGACAGUUGUGUGUUGUCACACGCAGCCGUGGGGUUGCACACGUGCUCAGGACCCUGUGCCCUUCUGCUCCCUGCCCCCUCGCUGGGUGGCACUGGUCCC